Messenger RNA from Actinia tenebrosa (Australian red waratah sea anemone), 1304 nucleotides. RefSeq lists its product as uncharacterized. The record is from RefSeq and is a predicted model, not a curated record. NCBI's taxonomy places the organism in Eukaryota, Metazoa, Cnidaria, Anthozoa, Actiniaria, Actiniidae.
GUGCUGGGCCUAUGGGCACAGUACAUUUGUUUUUGGUGAGUUAGGUAUGAUCGGAAUUUAGUGUUACGAAUGCCAUUGGUGGACCUCGUCAUGAUUGACAUUAGUGAAACACGAGGUGAAAAUGCACGUUGAGAUCUGUAAGAUCAGGACACGGAGGAGGCGAAAGAGGUUGAACAUAUGUGGUUUUCGUGCUUCCGAUGUAAUACAGAUUGACAGCUUCGAUGUUAAAGUACUGUGCAUGCACGUGUAGCUGCUCGUGGUUUCAACAGCUGACACAGCAAACACAACAAUGUCUUUUAAAAUUCAAUGUCAAUGUGUCUACUGUGAAAGAUAUUUUCUCUCAACUAGAACUCUGGAGAAACAUUGUUAUCUGCGACAUAAUCAAGGCUUGCGCAACACGCCAAGAUUCUUUGAUUCUUCAAAGAAAGACGUUACUGUCCCGGUGGCUUGUGAGAUUGCCGAUGCCGUUGUACGGGCGAAUUAUUUACGAUGGCUAGCUUGCCUAGUUGAAAGAGUAAACGGUGCACACCAUCCAAAAUCUAGAGGCCGCUGGUUCCGAGUCGAGGUCUUCCAAGUGCCUGAAGAAUUUUUCCAUCGCAUGUUGUGGAAGCUAAAUGGACCUUAUACAGAUGCUGUGAGAAAGAUGAGCCAUUUAAAACAGCCUAUGAUAGUCAAUCGAUCGCUUCGAUUCUCAUACAAAUUCUUCGACGAACAGCCAAUCAUCGAACUGUUUCAUGAACAAAGUGAUGUGGUUCUACAGCUGAAAGCAGCAUACACAAAUGCUGGAGAACUGGUAACGAACGACCCUUACGACCUCGACGAUCCCCGUGAGGCACUAAGGGCGGCCAAGAGAAGGGCCGGUGAGAUGAAGUCUAAAAAAGCACAACCAAAUGUCCGCAGCUCACUUACAAUAUGUCAAGGCGAAGGCAGGGCGACUAGAGAAUUUGAGCUGCAGUGGUGGCCUGCCAUUUACAAAACUGCUUUUGGUAAACUCACCUUACGUUUCUUUGUCAAUAAGGUUCAUAUGUAAUUAAGUAAAUUGACCAUUAAAUUUUGUAUAGGCUUUAAUAUUAUACUACAAAACUGUUUGCUCUUAUUUGCAAUCCAUCUAAUACUAUCUAUCUUCCCUGUGUUUAAGGUCAAUCUAUAUUUCAAUUGAUAUCGUAUUUUUCUCUUUUUCUCUAAUAUUAUUGUUAAGUUUAUGUUAAAAAUAAAUGGAUUAAUUAGUGAUAAAAUUUUUAUAACAAUAAUUUUAGAGAAUAUGGUACUAUCUAUCUGUCUGGUUGUAUGUCUGUCUAUCUGAG